Messenger RNA from Panicum virgatum (switchgrass), 1182 nucleotides. Its product is annotated as uroporphyrinogen-III synthase, chloroplastic-like. The transcript has 10 exons. The record is from RefSeq and is a predicted model, not a curated record. Gene Ontology annotation, cellular component: chloroplast. Gene Ontology annotation, biological process: uroporphyrinogen III biosynthetic process. Gene Ontology annotation, molecular function: uroporphyrinogen-III synthase activity. The coding region runs from base 19 to 963 and encodes 314 amino acids. Lineage: Eukaryota; Viridiplantae; Streptophyta; Magnoliopsida; Poales; Poaceae.
AGCUUGCCAGAUUACGCCAUGGCCUUCUCUUCACUGGCGCCCUUCUCCCCGCCUUCUGGAACCUUCCGACACCAUCCCGCCGGGCGGCCCGGGGCCGCCGCGUCCGGGAGUGUCGUGGCGUGUUCGCCGCCCCCGCCCGACGUCGUGGUGACGCGCGAGCGGGGGAAGAACGCCGAGCUCAUCGCCGCGCUGGAAAAGCACAAUAUACACUCUCUGGAACUUCCUCUUGUUAAGCAUGUUGAAGGCCCUGAUGCAGAUAGGCUUUCAGAUGUCUUACGUGAUGACAAGUUUGACUGGAUUAUUAUAACCUCUCCUGAGGCAGCCGCAGUGUUCCUUCAGGGAUGGAAGGCUGCUGGAAGUCCUAAGGUUCAAGUAGCAGUUGUUGGAGCAGGAACUGCUAGGGUUUUUGAUGAAGUAUUACAGUCUGAAGAUCGAUCUCUUGAUGUUGCAUUUUCACCUUCCAAAGCUAUGGGUAAAGUCUUGGCGUCAGAGCUUCCAAAAAGCAGCAGGAAUACAUGUAAAGUGCUGUAUCCUGCAUCUGCAAAGGCUGGGCAUGAAAUUCAGGAUGGUUUAUCAGAACGAGGAUUUGAUGUGACACGAUUGAAUACAUAUACAACUGUCCCUGUAGAUGUCGAACCACUAACAUUAAAUCUUGCUAUAUCAGCUCCAGUUGUCGCAGUAGCUUCUCCUUCUGCACUGAGGGCUUGGUUAAACCUGAUUCCAAAAGUCGAUAAUUGGAAUAACUCCAUUGCUUGCAUCGGCGAGACCACUGGCUCUGCAGCGAAGAAAUUGGGCUUGAAGAGUAUAUAUUGUCCAACAACCCCUGGACUUGAAGGGUGGGUUGAAAGCAUUCUUGAAGCGCUCAGAGUCCACAGGCAGUUGAAAGAGGCCCCCAAAAUGUUGAACACGGGCAGCCCCGUGCACCGGAUGACGGAGCUUCUUGAUGUUGGUGAUCGGCUGUAGAUUCAGGAAACUCAUAACCUGUCGGAGAUCGCGCGCUGGUGGCCUUCCUGCCGUUUAGUUUUUUUAGUUUAAGUCAUAAGUCCUAUUACAUCGCAUGUUUACACACCAAUUAAGAGUACUAAAUAUAGACUUAUUACAUCACUAUAAUUUCAUAAGGCGUGACUUAAUCACGAGACGAAUCUAUUAAUAAGCCUAAUUAGUCCUUAGUUUGACCACUAA